CGAACACCGUGAAUCCCACUUUCCGUCGCCUUUGAUCCACACAGACCUUCAACACCUCGGUUAAAUCGUUCCCAUCCACACAUCUAACGCAGAGAUGAGUUCGUCCGAGCUGGCUUGUGUGUACGCCUCCCUCAUCCUCGCGGAUGACGGCAUUGAGAUCACGGCUGACAAGAUCGCCACCCUCAUUGACACCGCCAACGUCGAGGUUGAGAAGUACUGGCCCAGCCUCUUCGCCAAGGCUCUUGAGGGCAAGGACGUCAAGGACAUCAUCUCCAACAUUGGCUCUGCCUCUGGCCCCGCCGUCGCCGCCCCUGCCGCCACCGGUGGUGCUGCCGAGGAGUCCAAGGAGGAGGAGAAGGAGCCCGAGCCCGAGGAGGAGUCUGACGACGACAUGGACGGCUUCUCGCUCUUCGACUAA
Molecule: messenger RNA, 418 nt
Organism: Salpingoeca rosetta
Lineage: Eukaryota; Choanoflagellata; Craspedida; Salpingoecidae
Product: 60S acidic ribosomal protein P1
Exons: 4
Coding region: 95-418 (107 amino acids)
Biological process (GO): cytoplasmic translation; translational elongation
Cellular component (GO): ribosome; cytosolic large ribosomal subunit
Molecular function (GO): structural constituent of ribosome; ribonucleoprotein complex binding; protein kinase activator activity
Source: RefSeq, a predicted model, not a curated record